ACUGCAGUCAUCUUCCGUUCGCUCGACCGUAAAUAAGCCAAUUGCAGAUCCCACUCUCUUUUCUGUCAAUAGCAAGCAAAUCAUCCCGGUGGAAAAAAAUUGUGAAACACAAAAUUAUAAAGCAAGACCAUUCUGUUGUAAAACGAAGAGACUGCGAGUUUUGACGAAAGGAAUGAGUAUUUUUUUUUAAUUAUUUUUUUUUGGAAACGAGAACUGUGCAGUGUAGUGUAACUUCAAAAGGGAACAUCAUAGUAGUGUGCACAGCAGCGCAUAUUAAAAGGACUCUUCGGUACAUCGUCAGGCAUCGAGACGAGAAGCAGAUAGGAAUUUGAAGCAGUGAAAGAUCAGGGAAAACCAAAUUGCCGGUGCGCUCCGUGAGCGAAACUACUUAGAAAAAGUAUUGCGGAACAAAGUUUUCCCGUGUUCGGUAAUUUGUACAAGUGCGGAAUUAUUCAGAGGCAGAAAGUGGAAAACUAGUGAUUCACCGUCGAGCUAGUCGAAAGCGAAACGAACUAAUACUGAGAGCUUCACACAAAGGAAGAAAUGAAAAAUGGAGCAAUUUGAACAACUUUUAACGUGUUGCGUGUGUCUGGAUAGAUACCGCAAUCCGAAGCUUCUACCAUGUCAGCACUCGUUCUGCAUGGAGCCGUGCAUGGACGGCCUCAUCGACUACGUGAAGCGACAGGUAAAAUGCCCCGAGUGCCGUGCGGAGCACCGCAUCCCCUACCAGGGCGUGCAGGGUUUUCCGACCAACGUCACACUGCAACGAUUCCUGGAGCUGCACAUCGAGAUCACCGGCGAACUGCCGGAUCCGACGUCUGGCCAAGUGAUGGAACGGUGCAACGUGUGCUCGGAGAAGUCUUACUGCGCCCUGUGCAGUCACUGCGACAAGAAGAUCUGUCCGGACUGCAAGGGUGCCCACAUGGACAUCCUGCGGCGAGAAAUCAAUCGAAUCAAUAAUCAGAUCCGACGUGGUUUGCACCGUCUGAAGGAGGUGCUCGCGGUGGUCGAGAAGAACGCCCAGAACCUGCAGAACAACUGCGGAAGCGUGUCGGAAGAGAUCGAUGAGAUCUCCCGCCGCCUGCAGAAGGCACUCAAGGACCGAACGGAUCAACUGCGUAGCGAAAUGGACAAGUACAUAUCAACGGAGCUGAAGAAUGUUCUCACGAUGAAGGAAAAUCUGGAUCUGGAGAUUGGCAACAUUCAGAGUAAUUCCGAUCUGGCCGAGAAGUUCAUGAACGAAGGAUCGGUCGAGUGGGAUGACUGUGAACUGAUGGAUACGAAGGAGAUAUUCUUGCGAACGGUAGAUUUCAUAAGGAAUUUUGACUGCGAAACGAUGGACUACAGCCGGAAGGUGCGGUUCAUUAUGAACAUUGACCCGAACAAACUGAUCAUGGAGGUGUCGUCGUACGGGGAUUUGAAGCUACCGACGGAUUUGGCCGGUACGAGUCAAAGCCAGAGUAUGCUGCUGCAGCCACCAUCUGCACCGGGACUGAUGCGAUCGAAGAGUGACCACCGAUUGGCCGCCCAGUUCCGACAGCAGGAAGCUCAAGGAUGGAAUCCUGACGAAGAACCCCUACUAGGUGGACGCAAGUUUGGCGAACGGCCUGUUAAACCGGUACAGGAGAAAGAGAAGUACGGAAAUGAGUCUCGGUAUGGUCGUGGAAACGAUUAUGACUAUGACGAUGAACCGUCUAGCAGGACUACGAAGGGACGCUUCCGGUCAAGGUUUGCACGGAGCCACCAGCUGGAUAACGAUUCCGACAAUGAAUCCAAACAAGUACGUUUCAACGAGAAGGACGAAAAGUCGAACAAGGUUACCAGCACCGAGGAUGUGGCCAAGGGUCCGUUGAGUGGAAUCUUCCGCCUGAUGGACUCGCCACGUGUGAUGAAGCGUCUACAGGAUACGGAAAAGGGUAAAACCAAGAAAGCAUCUCCCGUUACGACCCCAACAGUGCCGAAACCAGCUCCGGUUUCCGUGAAACCCAAGGUCACGACAGCGAGACAACUUUCCGAAGAUGAUGAGAUUGCCAAGAUCAAGCGGCAAAAUAAGGGAGCAUCAACGAGCUCGACUACCACGACGACUACUACUCCAAUAUCCCCAGUAGUUACCGAACCAGAACGUCCAGCUGCCGAACGCGUUUCCGCAUUGAAAGCUCGGGUUACAGCGGCCGCAGCUGCCGCCGCCAACACCACCAGCGACGACAGUGAUAGUUCACCUUCUUCACCGACUCGGCGAUCGUCUCCGCAUGUUGAGGCCGACAGUGAUCAGGAUGAAUCGGAACGUUCGAGCCGUUCGCGGCAAUCUCUCACCGUCAAGGCUGGAACACCGGCUCCGAGCCAGCAGAAGAAACCUACGCGCUCAGCCAGCAGCGAAUCGAGCGAAUCCAGUGAAUCGUCCAGUGCUUCUCCGGUCCUGACGCCAUCCCGCGUUGAAGAAUCAUCCCGACCCAAAGCAUCGAUCCUGAAGAACGUUGAACCGGCUCGCAAUACCGCUUCUCCAACUUCCACCAGCUCAUCGCCUACGGAGAAGAAACCUUUCCAGAGCCGCUUCCUGCAACCUCAGGCACAAUCCCCUCAGCCCGCGGAGAAGAAAGAAGAAUCCGAAUCGAGCAGCGAAGAGGAAACCUCCUCCGAAGAAGAAUCCGACGAGGAAGAAGAAGAAGUGGUCAAGCCAACACCAAGACCAACGCCAACGGUCACUUCCACUCCUUCUACGCAUCAUCGAACCGAACAACCCAGCACGCCGCUAUUGAGCCGAGUCCAGGCAAGGGAAGCUGCCACAGCUGAUUCUCGAAAGAACUCCCGCGAAGAAACCCGCUCCAGUGGCUACUCCAGUCCCACCAGCUACCACCGUAGCAACUACGAGCGUGACGAGAGCCCCAAGUAUGGAUCGCCGUCGUCGUCUUCCGCCCUGCGUUCCCGAACGACCACCCACGUGGAACCGGAACCGGAGAACAAAUACGGCAGCUCUGGAUACACCAGCCGGUUCCUGAACAAGAGCAAGAGUACGGCCGUGGUUGCCGAUGACGAUGCCACCGGAGACGACUCCGACAGUCGUCUGGGAGGCAACAGAAGUCGGUUCAGUGCCCUGGCCGAUAGGAGAAAUCGACUGGCCCGAAGCCGUUCGUCACACAACUUCGGCAAUGACGAUGAGGAUGAUGAGCCGGUUUCACCGACAACUUCCUCGCCGUCGGCAUAUCUCGCUUCGAGGUACGGUGCCUCGUCUUCCCUAGCAUCGCAACCGGCUGACCUGUCUCGUAGUCGUUCGACCCAUGCCCUAAAAGCUCGUGAACCGUCGCCGGAUCGCAGCACCGGCAGUGAUAAGGACGGAGCCGCCCUCAGCUCGUGGGCCCGCUACCUGAAGAACAAGUAUGGCAACCGGUCCACCAAGGACAGCAAAGACACCCCAUCCAGCUCGUCGCUGUCCGCCACGUCCUCCUCACUAGCCUCACCAUCAUCAUCCUCGUCAGCGUCGUCUGCGGCAGCCGCCCGACGACUGAGCCUCGGUCUUCCCCUGCGCCAGACCGACAUCCUUAGCUCCGAUGACGAUUCAAAAAACGGGGUAGGCUCCCCUACCUCUCCUACGGCAACAGCAGUAGUCGGUAUACCAGGGGCAGCAGGUAUGUCCCCUAGGACGCAGUACCUGCAAAAGCGCCGACAGCUGUUCCAGAUAGGAGGUCGGGGGAGCGAACCCGGUUCCUUCACGUGGCCCCGCGGCAUCUCCGUGGGUCCCGACAAUAGCAUCGUGGUCGCGGAUUCUUCCAACCAUCGCGUCCAGGUGUUUGACUCGAACGGUAUAUUUGUGAAAGAAUUUGGCCAAUACGGCAAUGGGGACGGGGAGUUUGACUGCCUGGCCGGCGUUGCCGUCAACCGCAUCGGACAGUUCAUCAUAGCCGACAGAUACAACCACCGCAUCCAAGUGCUGGACCCAGCCGGACGCUUCCUGCGUUCGUUUGGCAGCCAGGGCACGGCCGAUGGCAAGUUUAACUAUCCGUGGGGUAUCACCACCGAUGCGCUAGGCUUCAUCUAUGUUUGUGAUAAGGAAAAUCAUCGUAUUCAGGUAUUCCAAUCGGACGGCACCUUCAUCGGUAAAUUUGGCAGCGGUGGCAAGGAGGAAGGCCAGCUCGAACAUCCGCACUACAUAGCCGUUUCCAACACAAACCGUGUCAUCGUUUCCGAUUCGAACAACCAUCGUAUUCAGAUCUUCGACGUUAACGGUCGUGUGCUGACCACGUUCGGUAGCGAAGGCUCGGACGAAGGGCAGUUCAAGUUCCCGAGAGGCGUCGCGGUCGACGAUCAGGGCUACAUCUGCGUGGCCGAUUCCGGCAACAACCGCAUCCAGAUCUUCCACCCGGACGGAAGCUUCCUGCGCGCGUUCGGUUCCUGGGGCUCCGGUGAUGCCGAGUUCAAGGGCCUGGAAGGGGUGGCCAUCAUGUCCAACGGCAACAUCCUCGUGUGCGACCGGGAAAACCAUCGGGUGCAGGUGUUUUAAGUUUGUUACGAUAACCCAACAAUGUGUACGAGUCACGUCUUCAUCACGGUGAAAUCUACAACUUGAAAUCGAACAAUUUGAUCAGAAAAGUUUUAUCCAGGAAAAUUUAAAAUAGUACCACGUCUUUUUCCGAUUCAAUUUGGCUGGACUUUUGCAGCCGCACCAGGGAGAUCGAGCGGCAUGGAAUGCCAAUUUCAGCAUCAUUCGGUUGAAAUUAACAGUCUCUGCCAGUGCCGAUUUGUUUGAAUAAUUUUACUAGUCAGAACUUUGGUAAUCAUCCUUAUCCGUUAUCAUUUUUUUUAAGCUCACUGUCUAUAAGACGUGUAUGUUGAUGUUGUUUUCGGAUUUAACACUGAUUGGAUCGUAGAUUUUUUAUAAUGAAAAAGUUAUAAUGAUACCAAGUAAUGCAAAAUGAAAUGUAGCAAUCAAAGUGAAAAGCGAAAACUUCUAGCAUAAUAAUAAAUAUUUUUGAUUUUUUGUGUUUGAACAGC
This is a messenger RNA of Ochlerotatus camptorhynchus, 4986 nucleotides long. It is a transcript of the gene tn, whose product is annotated as thin. The transcript has 14 exons. Gene Ontology annotation, molecular function: ubiquitin protein ligase activity; protein binding; translation repressor activity. Gene Ontology annotation, biological process: proteasome-mediated ubiquitin-dependent protein catabolic process; protein polyubiquitination; negative regulation of translation. Bases 551 to 4495 code for a protein of 1314 amino acids. The record is from RefSeq and is a predicted model, not a curated record. Lineage: Eukaryota; Metazoa; Arthropoda; Insecta; Diptera; Culicidae.